CACGCUUGGCAUGUUUUUUGGCCAUUUUUCUGUGCCUCGUUCCAGCUCCUCGGGACGAUCCGUAAGAAAUGAACCUGGAUCCUGCUCCUGAAAGUUGAUGGCAAAUUUUAAAUGCCCCAAAUAUUCGGAGGCGAAGCAGAAUGCUGAGGAGAGACACAUCUCGAUCUUAUCAGGAGUUUAACGGUGAAGACUGUGCUGGGCCACUUGGGUCUUACCAGAACAAUGAUGUUUCUGAAGUGGAGCAAGAUCAAGCCAGCUGUGACCCUUCACCAGAUGAGGACAUUGUGGACAACAAUGUAAUGCCCACUGGUUUCAACAAAGCGUGCCUGAAGAAUGUUUUCACAGUCAUCCUUGUCCUCAUUUAUUUGCUGCUCACUACGGUCGCUGUGUUCUUGGCCUACCAAACCAUUUCAGACUUCAUGGAGAAGCUCAACCAUCCAGUCAUGUCUGUUUCAUACAAAGAGGUUGAGGAGUUUACUGCACCAGGAAUAGCUUUGUAUCCUGGGAAGGCACAGUUAUUAAGCUGCGUUCAUCAUUAUCAUGACAACAUUCCACCUCUUGUUGCAUUGGGCAUACUAGAGGAGAGAAAAUGUAUAAAAGAGGAGGUUAUUUACCACGGGCCAUAUUCAAACCAGACACAACAGAAGCGAGCCAUAGUUGUCAGAGGGCCGACUGAUGUGAGGAACCGAGAACUUAUAUUCCUCCAGUUCAGCCGGAAUGAAACGGAAGAGGACUUCAGCGCAAUCAGUUACAUGAUUUUUGCCAAAUUUAGUGACAUGCUUGAAAGCUCAGAUAAAGCUGCUUUUAUGAUGGACUGUGAAAGGAAUUACUCAAUGUGGACCUUUUCUGGAGGCUUUCGGACAUGGGUCAAAAUGUCUUUGGUCAAGACGUCAGGCAGAGGAAAUGAAUCAGUUGAAUUUAGACAGGAGUCCAGUGUUGUGAAGUACAUCGACAAGAGGCCACCACAAGAGCAAGCCAAUGAGCUUUUCUUUGUUGUGUUUCAAUGGCGAGAUCCAUUUAUACAGCAAGUAAAAGAUAUAGUCACAGCAAACCCAUGGAACACCAUAGCCAUAUUGUGUGGCGUCUUCAUGGCUCUGUUUAAAGCAGCAGACUUUGCCAAACUCAGCAUUAAGUGGACAAUCAAAAUUCGUAAAAGACACUUGAGGGCAAAAAUAAGAGAACUGAACCAAAUAAGCUAAUUCUUUUCUGAUUCAUCAUAUCUUAAUU
This is a messenger RNA of Carassius auratus (goldfish), 1227 nucleotides long. It is a transcript of the gene pacc1, whose product is annotated as proton activated chloride channel 1. The transcript has 8 exons. The coding region runs from base 141 to 1199 and encodes 352 amino acids. The record is from RefSeq and is a predicted model, not a curated record. Lineage: Eukaryota; Metazoa; Chordata; Actinopteri; Cypriniformes; Cyprinidae.